AGGGAUUUUGGGAAAACGAGUUCAGUUUGUGGGACUAGUUCGUGCUCUAGUACUCUGGCUGCACGUCUUCAGCACCAGGCUGUGUUCCUGGGGACGAUUCUGCUUCAUUCCCAGGACUUUGGCUGUUGUUUCUGAAAGCUGUGUCCUGCUGCAUGAUGCCCCAACUCGGAUUCUUGCCCAGACGGGCUUGCGCUGCACUGCUCAGCCAGAUGCUGCGACCACCUCGCGCUGCGUGCCUCCCGGCGGUCUGUUGCCAUAGCCAGGUUGCAGAGGUAAUGUUAACGUCCCAACUGAAACCACAUCAAGAGAAACCAAAUUUUAUCAUCAAGACUCCAAAGGGCACCAGGGAUCUGAGUCCCCAGCAGAUGGUUGUGAGGGAGAAAAUUCUUGAUAUGGUUAUCAGUUGCUUUAAACGUCAUGGAGCACAGGGAUUGGAUACACCAGCAUUUGAGCUAAAAGAAACGCUCACUGAGAAAUAUAAUGAGCAGUCUGGGCUCAUCUAUGACCUGGAGGAUCAAGGUGGAGAGCUGUUGUCCCUUCGUUAUGACCUUACUGUCCCUUUUGCUCGUUAUCUGGCUAUGAAUAAACUGAAGAAGAUGAAACGCUACCAAGUUGGAAAGGUGUGGCGAAGGGAGAGUCCAACUAUCGUCCAAGGCCGCUAUAGGGAGUUCUACCAGUGUGAUUUUGAUAUUGCUGGUCAGUUUGACCCUAUGAUCCCUGAUGCAGAAUGUUUGAAGAUCAUGUGUGAAAUCCUCAGUGGGUUGCAGCUGGGAGACUUUCUCAUUAAGGUCAAUGACCGUCGGAUUGUAGAUGGGAUCUUUGCUGUCUGUGGUGUUCCUGAAAGCAAGUUCCGUACUAUCUGUGCUUCGAUGGACAAACUAGACAAGAUAUCUUGGAAAGAUGUGAGACAUGAAAUGGUGGCAAAGAAAGGCCUGGCUCCUGAGGUGGCUGAUCGAAUUGGGGACUAUGUCCAACAUCAUGGUGGUAUAUCUCUGGUAGAGCAGAUGCUCCAGGAUCCCAGACUAUCCCAAAGCGAGCAGGCCUUGGAGGGGUUAAAGUCCCUGAAGCUUCUUUUUGAAUACUUGACUUUAUUUAGAAUCACUGAGAAGAUUUCCUUUGACCUGAGUCUUGCUCGAGGCCUGGACUACUAUACAGGAGUAAUCUAUGAAGCAGUUUUGCUACAACCUCCAGCUGCUGGAGAAGAGCCCCUGCAUGUGGGCAGUGUGGCUGCUGGUGGGCGCUAUGAUGAGCUGGUGGCCAUGUUUAACCCUAAGGGCCAUAAGGUGCCAUGUGUAGGCCUGAGCAUUGGAGUAGAGCGAAUCUUCCACAUUGUGGAACAGAGGAUGAAGACUUUUGGUGAGAAAGUGCGUACUACAGAGACCCAGGUAUUUGUGGCCACACCCCAAAAGAACUUUCUCCAAGAACGGUUAAAGCUAAUUGCAGAGCUUUGGGAUGCUGGGAUCAAGGCAGAGAUGCUAUACAAGAAUGACCCCAAAUUAUUAACCCAACUGCAUUACUGUGAGAACACAGGCAUUCCCCUGGUGGUUAUUAUUGGUGAGCAAGAACAGCAGGAAGGGGUCAUCAAGCUCCGGUCAGUGGCCACCAGAGAGGAGGAGGUCAUUAAACGGGAACAUCUUGUGGCUGAAAUUCAGAGGCGAGUGUCUCAGCCUUGAUCCUAGCCUGAUUGCCAUCUGAUGCUCUUCGUACAAAAGUAUUUAUUUAGCAUUGAGUUCCUGAUGUACUUUAUAACAGCUGGCCAGCAUGAAUGACAAGUGCCUUCAGUUUCUUCUCUUCUUGAAUACUGAAGGACGUGGGGACUCCUGGACUAGUGUAAACACCUACUUUUCAUGGGGGCAGAUGGCAUGAAAGAGACAUGUUGUAGCUGAAGGGGCAUAUUGGAAGCACCACUGAAUGCCACCUAGAGGUGCUAAGAUUGUUGCUGUGAGCAAAACUCUGGAAGAGUCCUCUCCAGAUGGAAGAUACUGAACCCCUGAGAUCAGAAGCCAGAUUCUUAGCUUUCCAGAGUUGGAACCAGAGUCCGGGAAAUUUGUCAACAUCCAGCCUUUGGCUUGUCCAAGGAGUUUCGGGAGUACAGCAAAGAUGAACAGUGACAACUGUCUGCUUUGGGGACAGAAAUAUUGUACAAUUCCAGGGGCUUGGCAAUGCCUAUGUUUAUUUGGUCUCUGUUUAGUCCAUGCACUGAACAAUACUAGGGCAGGGCUGCUGUUUAACAGUCUGGACCACUGAACUUAAUAGGUGAUUUGGCAAGAUAGAGAUCUAGGAUUUUGAAGACUAUUUCCUGUUCUAGAAUUACUGUUCUAACUUUCCGUAUCUUGCCAUAAAUCCUUUUCUAGAAGUGGUUGGAUAAUAUGUUAAAUAAAAUGUUUACUAUAGUA
Messenger RNA from Cavia porcellus (domestic guinea pig), 2396 nucleotides. Its product is annotated as histidyl-tRNA synthetase 2, mitochondrial. The coding region runs from base 153 to 1673 and encodes 506 amino acids. The record is from RefSeq and is a predicted model, not a curated record. Gene Ontology annotation, biological process: histidyl-tRNA aminoacylation. Gene Ontology annotation, molecular function: histidine-tRNA ligase activity; ATP binding; identical protein binding. Lineage: Eukaryota; Metazoa; Chordata; Mammalia; Rodentia; Caviidae. Gene Ontology annotation, cellular component: cytoplasm; cytosol; mitochondrion. The transcript is spliced from 13 exons.